GUUUAGAGUAAAACUAAACCCCAUAGUCUUUUCUUCAACAUGUUCCGUUGCACAGCUUUACUCGCCAUUAUCGGUUGCGCUUUUGCCGCCUCUAUACCCGAAGACUUGGAUGGUCGCAUAGUAAAUGGUGUUGAUACCACCAUACAGGCUCAUCCCUAUCAGGUUUCUUUGCAAACCAACAGUGGCUUCCAUUUCUGUGGCGGCUCGAUCAUCAGCGAGGACAUCAUCGUAACAGCCGCCCAUUGUAUGCAAAAAUACAAAGCUUAUGAAUUCAAAGUACGUCUUGGUUCCACUCAAUACAAUGCCGGUGGUGAAUUGGUUGCUGUCAAGUCUUUCCGCAGUCAUGAAGGUUACAAUCCCAAAACUAAAGAAUAUGAUGUUGCAGUCAUUAAAAUGGCCACGCCAGUGCGUGAAUCCUCCAAAAUCCGUUACAUUAAAUUGACUGAGAGGACACCUGCUACUGGUACUUUGGCUGUUAUUACUGGUUGGGGUUCCAAAUGUUUCCUGUUAUGCACUAAAACUCCUACUGUUUUGCAAGAAGUCGAAGUUGAUAUUGUGGAUAAAAAAGUUUGUGCUUCCAACGAGUACAAGUACGGUGACCAAAUCAAAGAAACUAUGUUGUGUGCUUAUGGUGUGAAGAAGGAUUCUUGUCAAGGUGAUUCUGGUGGCCCCUUGGUGGCUCAAAGCCGUUUGGUUGGCGUGGUUUCUUGGGGUAAUGGCUGUGGUCGUAACGGCUAUCCUGGUGUUUACUGUGAUGUUGCCUCAGUACGCAGCUGGAUCGAAAAGACGGCUAGAGAUUUGUAAAUUUCUUGAGGAGUUUGAGUUGUUAAUAAAAUUUUGUAAAUGUUCAUAAUUAUA
Lucilia sericata (common green bottle fly) is the source of this 858-nucleotide messenger RNA. Its product is annotated as trypsin-like. The record is from RefSeq and is a predicted model, not a curated record. Gene Ontology annotation, biological process: proteolysis. Bases 40 to 804 code for a protein of 254 amino acids. The transcript has a single exon. Gene Ontology annotation, molecular function: serine-type endopeptidase activity. NCBI's taxonomy places the organism in Eukaryota, Metazoa, Arthropoda, Insecta, Diptera, Calliphoridae.